CUCACACACACACACACAUAGGGGGGCUUAAUGACAUACAGUGAUAUCUUUUUUAAUGGAGUGCAAACAUGCAUGCACGCGCACGUAUAUGCACGCACGCACACAAACACGCGGUUUAUUUAUUCAUGAGCAUCAUGCUGGAUAGGAUCCAUAUUUUGCAAACGGAGGGGCAGAGGUGGAUGUGAGCGGAGCGGCGGCGGUGUGGUCGCGACCGGACAGCCCAACCUGUGCCCGGCUCCACCCGGAACCAUUAUGCAGACAGGAAACUACCAUUUUAACGCCAGCAGCAGAAGCAGCAGCAGCGGAGGAGCCGUCGUCUACAGAGGGGGACACAUCACACUGACACGGGGCGGAAAACAGCCAGCCGAGGGAAAAAAGAAGGAGAAACACGAAGGAAACAAAACAAAGGCGCCGUUUGGUUGAAGACGAGCAGUGAGUCGGCGGAGCAGCGGGACGGCGGCUUCAGAUAAUGGACACAUCGGACCAGCGGAAAUAGUUUUUGUUAGCGAGAGAAAAGCAGCCCUCCCGGGCCGAUGGAGAGCCGGGCCUUUCACGGUGUUUUUCCAAGGAUGAAGAAAAAGGCCCCGCUGACUGGCAGCAGGGAAACGGCUCUCACAACGGCGCACUCCCCGCUCGAUGCUUUUACACUUUUACUCCCAUAUUUCUGAGCUUUUUUCGCGCCCAGACAUCGCAUGCUACAAGAUUGGCGAGCCGAAGUCACCGGUUGUCAGCGGAGAAAGAAGCUGGACUGUGGUGUCCCCCUCCUCCUCCUCCUUCUCCUCUUCUUCCUCCCCUCCUUCCCUUCCCUUCCCUCUGUCUCAGCUGCGGGUCCAGCAGGGAGCUUCAGACCUGUGGAUCAGCCGGCUCCCGUAAGAACUCCAUGAAGGGACAGAAGGGCAGCAAUGGUUCAUCCUCCGCUGAAAUAACAGACUCACUUCACUAAAUGGGACUGCUGACCUGAUUUUUUUUUUUUUUUUUUUUUUUUUCUUUUUUUUUUUUUGAAAAAAAGAAUCAGCAUACGGUUAUGGAACACUCUGAAGAAACACUACAGACUCAGUUUUUUAGUAUAAUUUAGUAUAUUGCCUAUUUAUGACCCGUUUUUAUAACAUCCCACAGAAGCACUUGAAGGCUUAACUCCUGAAUGGAGAGUAAAAGUAUUAGUGAUUCAUUUAUGUGAGAAAACCAAGCACCAGCUUCUGGUGGAUUAUAGUGGCUGGUUGGAAGUGUCGGGGUAGACACUGCAGCGGGAUUACUUCUGAAAAUCAGACCUUGUCGUUUUGAUAAGGGUUACGGCUGUUUCCAGCGACUAUAGACUGAGUGUAACGGGGUCGUUUCAACCCCGUUACACUUUGCUAUAGAAGUAUUUGAAGAUGUUCCAGUUCAGCAAGUACCCCAUGGACAUUUUAGAGAUGCUAAGUGGACACCAAGCCCAUCAGUUCAAAGGCCUGGGAUUAGAACGACAACUGAGCCACCAACAGCAGGUCCAGCUGCAGCAUCAGCAGCAGCUCCAGCAGCAGCAUCAGCCCAGCGCUGACAGCUCCGGAAGCCUUCUAUCUGGACUCGGCCUCGGAUCCCUCCAGAGCUCUCGGAGUAAUGCCUUCGCAGACUCCUCGUCGUUAUUCGCCAAAAUGAGCGCCCCUCCUCCAUCCAUCUCCCACCAAAGUCAGUCGUCCUCUUCGUCUCACAGCUCCAGGAAGUCCAGUAAGAUGAGCAGCAGUAGCAGCAGCGGGAGCGGGAGCUCCUCGUCAGGAUACCCCCAGUUUCUGCGGCCUUUUCACCCGGCUGAAGCUGCGCUGGCUCAGGAGCAGCUCCACUCAGGGAUGGGACGUUUUGACUUUGGUGGGAGCAGCAGCGGAGGAAGCGCGGGGGUCAUCGGGGGUGUCGUCACACCUGCUCCCCCGCCUCCCCCGCUGCAUCCAGGUCUCUCUGUCCCCCAGCCCACCUCUGGUCCCUCCUCUUCCUCCCCCUCUCCCUCCACCUCCACCUCAGCCUCCAACAACCCCUCCAGCAGCACUGCAGUGCCCUUAGUGGGCCAGUCAGAUCCCCGCAGCCUUCAUCAGCAGUUCAGCUGCAUGCUUGCCGCCAACCAGUACUUCCUGUCCGGAGUCCCCACCAACAGCAGCCUGGAGCAGUUCCUCGUCCAGCAGGGCACUCACAACCACUUGGGCCUGGGCCUCGGCCAAGGGGCCACUGACUCAAACUCGGCCCUGGCCCCUCCUCCUGCCCUCCACUCCUCCCACAGCCACACAACUCCACAGCCUCAGCAGCAACAACAGCAGUUGACCCCUCAUGCCUUAUCUCAUCCACACAGCCACACUCACCACCCGCACCCCCUCCACCCGGCCCCCCAGCCCGCCCCACUGGGUGGCUUUGAUUUUCAAGGCAUUCCAGUCCUUUCCUCCAACCAGAUAGCGUCAUUAAUGCAGCAAGAGGCCGGCCUCCCCCUCCCUCUGCCCCUCCACCUUUCCCUCGCUAAAGACGAUGCAAAGUCAGGAGACAGUUCGUCUACGUCAACUUCGAGUGGAGGAAGCAGGAGAAAGAAAGCAAUGGCUGGCUACCUGCCCCAGAGGAAAACAGACACUAGUAGCCAUAGUCAAAGCAGCCACAGCCAUAGCAGCAGCAGCGUUAGUAACUGCCAUAACAGCAGCUCAAGUGGGCACAGUCAGAGCUCCUCAUCUGGCCUUGUGGGAGGAGGAUCUGGGGGUGUGGGGAUAAGUGGCAUCGGAAGCGAGCCACAGCAUUCCUCUCUCCUCUCAUCAUCCUCACAGCAACAGCAGUCAUCCUCCACUGUCUCCUCUUCUUCGUCUGCCCCUCCUUCCUCUAACUCCACCUCCGUGCUCGUAGCGAACGGUAACCAACAGUUGUCCAAAUCCCAAGACAGCCACAGUAACAGUUCAUCUGGCCAGCCCGAACCAGAACCCCUUUACCACUGCGGGGAGUGCGGUAAAACCUUCACCCACCUCUCCAGCCUUCGACGGCAUCUCCGCAGCCACGGCUUGACACCAAACAGCCAAAGCAGGAAAUCAGACUGUAACUCCCCCAGCCCGGAGAGGAUAUUCUGCUGCGGCGAAUGUGGGAAGAGAUUUAAAAAGAGGGGUCAUCUCAUCCAGCACAGCGUCACCCACUCAGAAAACCGGCCUUUUGUCUGCAACAUCUGCCAAAAGUCCUUCAACCGUCGCGAGUCACUCACGAGACACGAGAAGAUCCACGACGAGAAGCCUUUCCGUUGUCCAGCUUGCGGACGUUGUUUCCGUGAGAGCACCUCCCUUCUCAACCACGCUGCUUCAGGUGCCUGCGGUAAACCUCCCCGGAGUUCAAAAAACCGAACCAGCACCGGAGGGAGCGGAUCGUCCAACCCGAGCAGUAGUAAAAUGGGAAGCGGCGGAGACAGGGUAGGAAUUUCGAACGACGGGACGGGGAUGGCUAACGACAAGUAUGCCACAGAUUACUCCAGAAAUCGCUACCAGAACCAGUCGUCCUACAACAGCGGAGUCGACGACUAUAGACGAACACAAUCUUCAUCUCUGUACUCUUCAGAGGGUACGCUAGCCAGUGAAAUGACCAGCCAAACUCUCCGUAAAGCCCCUUUAGCCCCAACUCUUCAUCCCCAUCCACAGAGUCAGCAGCAGCAGCAGCAACAACAACAACAACAACAGCACCACCACCAGCCACAACAGCCUCACCUCCCUCUCUCCUCCCUAUUGGAUGAUUCAGAGGAUGAGGUCACAAGCAGCGCGAUGUCAGCCAUCGCCGCUGCAGCCGCGGCCUCUUGUGAUAUAAACACAGAGAACAGGGACGGAGAGAGGAGGGAUAUUAUCGGAGGCCUGCUGGGGGGGUUGGGGUUUGGUAACAUGGGUGGACCGUCGACCACCUCUAGCCUCAACGGUUCCACCAUGCCUUUGACCCACCCCAGCCAGCCCCACACGAAGCCCAGGAGGCCGAGGAAGCCCAGGGAGAAAAGGGACCCAGGCACCAUCGUCAGGAGAAGGCGGAGCCCUGCGCUUCAAGGGGACGGUUCAGAAAGGCCUUACGGUUGUCAAAUAUGUGGCAAACGCUUCAGAAGGGCUGAAACCCUGCGGCGCCACAACCGUGUCCACACAGGGGAGAAGCCUCACGCCUGCGACGUAUGUGGCAAAAUGUUCCGUGAGCCUUUCCACCUCACCAAGCAUCUGACCGUGCACUCCGGUCAAAAGAACUACAAAUGCAACCUGUGCGGGAAGAUGUUCGCCUACGCACAGAGCCUGGUGAGACACGGGAAGUUGCACAGAAAAGGGGAGAUCGACAGCCAGGGGAGAAGAAUAAAAGGUGCCGCUGCCGCAGCCGCCGCCGCUGCCGCCGCCAUCAGUCAAGUCGCCAACUCUGGAAACUCUGACUACUUCUCAUCCUGCUCCCAAGGAGAAAAGUCGCCAACGUCCGGAACCCCCUCCCAGAGGCUUUAUACGUGUACAGUGUGCUGGAAAUCAUUCCGCCACUAUUUCCACCUGACGGCGCAUCAACAGACUGUCCACGGUGGCGGGGUAGGGCUGGAGAAGUCCUUUCGUUGUGAAGUAUGCGGUAAAGCCUUCGCCUACUCCAACAGCUUAGUGCGGCACAAGCUGUCUCAGCAUGGAAUCGAUCGCAACGGCCAACGGGUCAACCAUUCCCAACCCUCUGGAUACUCGCCCCUCUUCUACGACUCUCCGUCAAGUUCCAACUACGCCGGGUCGUCUCACAUGCAGCAAGGGGCAUCGGGGCAGCAACAACAACAACCACAACAGCAACCACAACAACAGCAGCAGCAGCAGCAGCAGCAACAACAACAACAACAACAACAACCGCCACAGCAGCAGCAGCAACAACAGCAGCUGCAGCACCCUUUUCACUACCGCUCAAAAAACUUCCAAAAGCGGCAUGGACAGACAAGAAAGCACAGGAAAAAAAAAAGGCGAAUAGUGAUCCAUAGCAUCAUGAGAGACGGAAAGCUGGUGGGCGUCCCACUGAGUAAAGACACACGCAGGAAGCUGCUGAUCCUGAGGAAACGGAGGGGCAGACUGCAGGCUCAGCUUAACAAAAAAAAGCUCCUCGCCCAGCUGAGAAUGAAGGGCGGUAUGACGAAAGUAAAGUCGUGGUACGGAGGCGCCGUGAAAGUGACGGGGAUCACCUCAAUGGAUGUCCCCAUCAAACGCUUCCCUUGUCCGAUCUGCCCCAGCACCACGUACGCCAAGCAGGGUUUUCUGCUGGUCCACCACGCCAUAAGGCACCCACCGAGAAACUCAGGCCGCCACGCCCGCCUGCGGUGCCAGGUGUGUGGAAGACGCACCAGCUCAUUACACAAAGCCUUGAAACACAGGGGCCAGCAUCUAAAGCAAGCCGCGUUCCAGUGCCGCAGAUGCCGACACCGCUUCUGGAACUCCCGGCUCCUAGCCCGCCACAUGUUCUCCUGUCGGGGGAUCACCACAAGCAGCGGGGGCGGGAUCUGGGGACUGAUGAAGAUUAAAUCUCCAUUGCCGUCUCAGUCAGAUAGCGAUCAUUCACCAGUCCAGCUGACGGUCCCAGUUGUGGUCCAGCCUGAGAGAUCAACAGUUCUGACUGAGUACAGUCAGUAAAAAAAAAAAAAAAACAGUUUUUUAGACUAGAUUGUUUUGAUGUUUAUUUUUUUUAAAUAAUCCAAGAAGCGAGCAAGAGCUAGCAAGUUUUUAACAAAAAAAAGGGGGGGGGGGAGAAUGGGGAUGGUUUAUUGUAACGACUGCAAUAUCCCCACACCCCUCCCUGGAUAAAUCCGUAUACAAUCCUAACUUAUUACAACAGAGGUGGUUGAUAAAUUAGUGUGGACUUCAAAAGGCCCGUAAUCAGAACCACCCAUCCAUAUGUCUCCUAGGGUUGGGUAUCGUUUGAAUUUUAUCAAUUCCGAUUCUGCUUAUCGAUUCCAGUUCCUAUCGAUUCCCAGUUUCAGUUCUAAUAUUAAAAAAAAGAGAGAGGUAAAAGGUUUAGAUAACAAAAUAUCUUUAUUCUUUUAAGCAUCUACUUUGACUUUUAUUGUGUCAUUUAAAUAAGUAAAUUCAAAAUCUUUUUAACUGAACAUUCUGCUUUGUCUCGUUUUCCCUCAGUGACGUAGUUUGCUGUCACUGUAAAGGCCAGUUCAUGCUUUCUGCUUUCCGUGUCCAGCUGUGGACUCGCACACGGUUCCAUAUGUACUUUUUUUUUUCAGAGGUCAACGGACACAGAUGCGUUCCACAUGUGUGCACUUGUAAACAGGGUUGCAGCGUCAUAACUUUCCAGAGUUGUAAAAAUCCAGUCUGUGAUUAUUACAAACCACUGCAGUGUUUUUUUUCUGAUAAGCUUUUCAACGCAAUAAUCUGUUACUCCGACCGCAUUUACUGGAUUGUAUUUCAUUUUCUUAACCGGCACUUUAAACAACACGCCCACACAAACACAGCCCCUUUUGUAUGUGUUUUACACAGAACUGUUUUUAGCGUGAAUGCAGCUGAGUGUGUCACAGCAAGGUAUCUUUGGCUUUAUCGGUGGUGCUAACGCCGGCUGAUGAUGCACUCGGGCUAGGGGACUGCAUGACAUCAAACACUAGACGUUCUUUUAGAUCAACGCCGCGCUGCCUUAAAUGUUUUUGGUCAAAUUUGAUGUGCAACCUGACUUACAGCUAAUUAGCUUCCCACAUGCACUUUGUCUUAUUGUUUUCUUUAAUAAAGUGAAGCCACACUUUUAGAGCGUCGACCGCGGUCCAUCUUUCACUACUGAUGUGACGUUAGCCAUGCGUGCUCGUACCUAAACCAAUCGACACGCUGUUGCGUUGAUGCAUGACGUAGACGGGUCCUAUGCGGCAGAUAGCCACGUCCUUACAGAUAUGUAGCCUUUGUUUGCAAUAAUAAAGGGUCAUCGUGUUUAGGAACCAAUAAGCAGAACCGAAAUUCAGAUUUUUUUGAAUGGGUACCCAGUUCUUGGCAUUUUGGAUUCAUCUCUAAUUUGGAAUCAGUUUUGGGUUCCCAACCCUACUGUCUUCCCUUCCCCAAAGGUGAAGGAACUCUAGGCCAAGUGACAAUUUUAGUAGCAUCUGUCUGAGAAAUGCAUUCACACAGUUUCCUUUCCAUCAUCUUUUUUUUUUUCCUUUUCAUUAGCAGUGUUUGCGCAUAAAUUUGAAAAGUACCAGUUUAUUUUUUCAGAUUGUUUUCACACUAUUCACAGUUAAAACAGUAUAGUCCUUGUCUCUUGCUCUGUGUUCAUUUGUUACCCCAGUGGAGAAUCUUUCUCUUUUUAUAUUCUGCCCUCGAGAUAAAUUUAUCUUAUAAAGAAAAAAAGAAAUCAGACAACAGUCUCAGAACCUCAUGAAAAUACAACACUUACAACAGUUUAAGGGCCUUAUCUGUCACAAAAAGGCAAUACUGGUUGCUGUGCUAUAGUGACUGAAAUGUCAAAAAAGGAGUUAGGACAAAACAGAGAAGUGCUGGUGACCUUGUUUUUAAUGUACACUACUUUUGUCAUUUUUUUAAGAGGCGUGAAUGGAGAAAAAAACACGACUCAAACUGUUAAUGUGUUCAGGAUUUGAAAAGGACAACAGAAAUAACCGGAGUGUACUGUACAAUUCGUAUUAUAUUUUAUUAUAUAUUGAUUAUUUGCUGUUUUUUACUCCAAGUAUCAUUUCUUUUAUCAUUGUUGGUAUUGUACGGGUGGGAGGGAACAAGUUGGGGACUAUCUUUGUAAAACAGCGGGACGAGUAUAUGUAUCGAUGUGAUAUUAUUUUCCCCCUCCUGUACCCCCUUUUACCUACUCCCUCAUGCCACAGUUAUGCCCAAUUUUUGUAACAAAAAGCGUGUACGCAUAGUUCAUUAUUUAGGUCCUGUCCAGACGUGUUUUUUCUUUUUUCUGUAAAACUAAAACAUGUAAUAUUAUUACUAAAUUACUAUCCUUUUCUUUGCCUAAAAGUGAGUUGUUGAAAACCCUCAAAUCAAAUUAAAAAAAUCUCAAAUGUUA
Molecule: messenger RNA, 7962 nt
Organism: Thunnus maccoyii (southern bluefin tuna)
Lineage: Eukaryota; Metazoa; Chordata; Actinopteri; Scombriformes; Scombridae
Gene: znf865
Product: zinc finger protein 865
Exons: 3
Coding region: 1371-5585 (1404 amino acids)
Biological process (GO): regulation of transcription by RNA polymerase II
Cellular component (GO): nucleus
Molecular function (GO): DNA-binding transcription factor activity, RNA polymerase II-specific; RNA polymerase II transcription regulatory region sequence-specific DNA binding
Source: RefSeq, a predicted model, not a curated record